Messenger RNA from Emericellopsis atlantica, 597 nucleotides. RefSeq lists its product as uncharacterized. NCBI's taxonomy places the organism in Eukaryota, Fungi, Ascomycota, Sordariomycetes, Hypocreales, Bionectriaceae. The record is from RefSeq and is a predicted model, not a curated record. Bases 1 to 597 code for a protein of 198 amino acids. The transcript is spliced from 2 exons.
AUGGUUGGCAAGGCUCCCAGUGAAGGUCAGAAGGUCGAUCUCGGCCAGAACGCUCCCUCCAAGGUUGAGGGUGCCGGUGUGGCCACCGAAGGCUCGCUCGCUGCCGAAUCCCUCCAGGAGAACGGUGGCUUUGCCGCCAACAAGGGCAUCCACGGCGAGAACACGUCCUCCAACGCUUCCACCACCGCCACCCUAGGCUCAGCCCCCAACGCCAUGUCUCGCGGCGAGGCCAACGACCGUACCUCGGGCAACGCCGCCUCCUACGACGAGGCCACCAACUCUGGCUCCUUCGCCGAGGGCCAGAAGGCCAAGAGCAACGCUGGCGCUGCUCCCACAUACAUUGCCUCCCAGUACGCCGUGGAUCAGUCCGGUCCCCACGGCAAGAACAUCACCGAGGGCUUCGACGAUGCUGGCGUCCAGGACGGUACCCAGAAGGCCUUCAACGCCGCUGUGGGCACCAAGGACGACCCUGCUCGUGUUGCGGAGCUGCAGUUUGAGCAAAACAACGAGGCCAGGACAAGGGGAGCUGGCCCUCGUGACGGAGAGAUCACCAACGAGACCAAGUACGAUGCGCUGAACUCGUCCACGUCUGCUUAA